UCGUCCUCUGUAUUGAACAGGUACUAAAACUAGUAUAUAUAUCGCAUAUAAUAAUAUGCUUGGGUAAAUUGCAAAAGAAUCAGGGAAAAAAAAGUUUUUGGAUGAUCAAGGCGAGGUUUUAUAUUCUCAAGAAAAAGUGAAAAGAGAGGUAAUUGAUUAUUGAAUUGGGAAGGUAGAGAUCACUCAAGCUUGCAGGCCAUAUUCAGUUUUAUUCUCAUCAAACGUGUUGCCACUGAUUCCUCUUGUUCAAAGUUAUUCUGUGCCUCCUGCGGUCUUGGAACGGAAAGCAUGGCAUAAUCCUUUGCCUAAUCUCACAAGUCUCCAAAAGCAGCUUAUAAACACAUGGUACUCAAAGUCAAAAUAAAGAGUUUAUUUUUCAUCGAGGCUCUCAUCUUACCUCCACCACAGAAAUCAACAUUCAAGAAGUUCUACAAAGAUGAUACAACUUUUAUUCAUACUUUUGAUGAUCCAAAUAGCAUUCAUCUUAAUAUUAUCUUUUGCAAAUCCAUUACGAAAAUUGGUGGUCAAGGGGCUAGACCUCUUGAAGCAGGGGAGGGGCCCUUUAGUCACAAAAACUGUGGCAGCAACUAUGUGUGUGGUCUUGAGCUCCACUGUGUAUACUAUAACCAAAAUCCAAAAGCGCUCAAAGGAUGCUGGCAUAGUUAAUCCAACUGAUGAGGUGUUGAUGGCACAUCGUCUCUUGGAAGCAGCUUUCUUGGGAUUCUCUCUGUUCCUUGGAUUGGUGAUCGACAGACAACAUUAUUAUAUUAGAGAGAUUAAUUUACUGAGGAAGAACAUGGAAACAGCUAAAAAAACGAAAUCACAAAGACUCCUUAAAGAGAUGAGUGGAAACUGAGAAGUCCAAAGAUCAAGCUCAAGUAAGCGGAAAGUACAGUUUGCACAUAACCAAUGUCCUGAAAAGGAAAAAAUCUGAAGGAGGAGAACUGUGUUAAAGCAUGAAGAUGUUGCAUGUCCAUUGUAUGAAUGUGCAACACUCAGAAUUGAAUUGAACUGAAUAUACAUACAUAAUUAUUCUAAUUGUGUCUGUAGUUCAUAUAAAUGAUUUAUUUUAUUUUUAUAUAACAAUUACUGAAUGUAAAUAAGUUUCAAAUUUGAA
Molecule: messenger RNA, 1117 nt
Organism: Glycine soja
Lineage: Eukaryota; Viridiplantae; Streptophyta; Magnoliopsida; Fabales; Fabaceae
Exons: 2
Coding region: 437-856 (139 amino acids)
Biological process (GO): endoplasmic reticulum to Golgi vesicle-mediated transport; intracellular protein transport
Cellular component (GO): endoplasmic reticulum membrane; endoplasmic reticulum
Source: RefSeq, a predicted model, not a curated record